CAUAUAAACAUUUCAGUUGAUCCUAGAGCAUGAUCAUGUACAUCAAAGCGUCUUUCGCUUUCCUGCUCUUAGCCCUGAUUUGGGAAUGUUCAAGUGCACAGACGUGUGAGCCGCCUUUUAGUCGAGUUGGAAACAAGUGCUACCACGUAACCUUGCAAAAGGCCAACUGGCAUGUCGCCGAUCGCAGCUGUCGAAAACUUGGUGCCGAGCUUAUGGUGCUUGACAAUGAAGAGGACAAACUCCUUACAACCGAAUUCCUGAAGAGUAUGGGACUUUCCUUCACCCAAAGCUGGCAUCAUUCCGUUUGGGCUGGCAUCAAUUGCUUGGGUAACCGGCGCACCUUUCUUCUCGCCAAGAACGGCGAUGCUGUGACGUACCUAAACUGGGUGCCCCGGGAGCCAAACAACGCUUCUCCCGAAGAGGAUUGCGUGGGAUUCGCUAACUACAACGGAGCCUUUGGGUAUCACGAUAUAGAGUGCAAGGUUCAAUUUCCAUUUGUGUGCCAGAGGGUACCAGCUGCGGACUACUUCUGCCUUAAGCGGGAUCUCUUCCUAGAGGUCCUUUUGUAGGGCAUUCAAUUACAUGUUUUAUACUCACAAAUAAAUAUACAUAUUUGUUUUUUACCAUA
Drosophila santomea is the source of this 628-nucleotide messenger RNA. It is a transcript of the gene lectin-33A, whose product is annotated as C-type lectin 37Db. The record is from RefSeq and is a predicted model, not a curated record. Gene Ontology annotation, biological process: biological process involved in interspecies interaction between organisms. The transcript has 2 exons. Bases 30 to 569 code for a protein of 179 amino acids. Gene Ontology annotation, molecular function: carbohydrate binding. Gene Ontology annotation, cellular component: external side of plasma membrane. Lineage: Eukaryota; Metazoa; Arthropoda; Insecta; Diptera; Drosophilidae.